Messenger RNA from Phaeoacremonium minimum UCRPA7, 1587 nucleotides. RefSeq lists its product as hypothetical. NCBI's taxonomy places the organism in Eukaryota, Fungi, Ascomycota, Sordariomycetes, Togniniales, Togniniaceae. The transcript has 2 exons. The record is from RefSeq and is a predicted model, not a curated record. The coding region runs from base 1 to 1587 and encodes 528 amino acids.
AUGGACUCUUCACCUUUAAUCAAGGCGCAUGAUCAUGCACGAGCUGCUGCUGCAGCCACGCAUACGGCCGACUCUACCGUCGCCAUCAACGAGCACACUCUCGCUGCCGGCGAGUUCUCAGCCGCAGCAAAGUCUACAAACAGCGUCGAGGCUCUGAGGACACUCAAGCUUCUGGAACAGCACCACCAGAGGCUGUCCGAGCUGAUCAAGUUCUCCAUCGAGCACCCGCUUCCGACCCACGGAGCCGACAAGGAACCAUCAGAGACAGGGGAGAAGGAAACUGCGGGCACCCAUGUUGGUGAUGCUGCAGUUAAAGAUGCCAAGUCUGAGCAGGCUGUUCUCUCUGCCGCCUCCAAAGCCGCUUCGCCGGUGGCUCCCGUAUCACAGCAGCGACGAUACCCUCCCAGCCGCGAGCUGUCGUCCUCGAUUGCGAGCAACCUGGCUUCUGCAAGAGGUAUCCGAUCUGCCAGAAUGCGUGGGCAGCCGUUGACCCCGAGCAUCUCCAAUGACCUGGCCCCCGGUAAUCUCGAGGCUGCGCGCAGAGAUGGCACUCGCUCCAAGAUGCAGCACAUGCUCGACCAGACCGGGAAGCCGAGCUGGGUACCCCCACCCCACGGUAUGCAAUCGCGGCCAGAACCGCAGCUCUCAGCGGUUGAGGAGGACAAAGCAGAGGAGACAGCAGCUUCUCCACCCGCGGACGAGGGCUAUUCCCGCUUCUACAGCGCGUUUGGCAGCAUCAUUAACAAGAUCAGCGCGCCAUUAGCCUUCGCCGGCCUGCCACUGGUUGCAGAGGAACCGACAGCUCAGCCCAGCCCCGUUCCUGAGCCGGCACCCCACAAGCGUAACCGCAUCAAGUCGCCUCAGCUCUCAGCGGACGAACCGGACCUCUCCAAGAUAUUUUCCCGCGCAACGGUCCGUGCCAUCACCGGUGGCUCUGGCAAUGACUCGUUCUACGUCGUGCCCACCAGCGGCCAUACCGUUUCCUACCGCGAUAUCCUGAGCUUCGACCAGAAGGAGCGACGGCGAAUGGCCGCCUCCAUGCACGGCGACGAAGAACUGAUUGAGGGCCUGGACGAGGACGACUUCGUGGACGCUAGGGAGUCCCAAGCACCUCUGUCACCGGGACUGCCCAGGAAGCGUGCCGUGAGGAGCAAGACCGAGAAAGAGUUAUACAACGCCAUCGAGGAGCUCAAGAUAGAGAACGCAAGCCUCAAGGACAUGCUAGACAAGGUAACCAAGCGGCUCCAUGCGUUCGAGGCCAGUGCCCAGUCCUCGAGGCUUGCCCUAGCGGAAAGCAUGCGACUAGUACGUCCUGGCUCGCCAUUGUCAUCCAGUGGCGGCGCCGGCGGUGCUCAGCUGUCAGACGAAGCUCUCAAGAAGAGGAACAAAGAGCUUGAGGAGGAGUUGGAGAUGGCAGCCAAACACAUCGAGACACUCGAGAAGGACUACAAUCGGGUCCAGAAGACCGUGGUUAAGUAUCGCGACAAGUGGGAUAAGUUGAAAGCUGGCGCGAAGGCAAGAAGGGAAGGAAAGGAUGCGCAGGGGUCGCUCGUAGAGGCUGCUGAGGGCUCUAGGUCGCCAGCGUGA